Messenger RNA from Coffea arabica (coffee), 1881 nucleotides. Lineage: Eukaryota; Viridiplantae; Streptophyta; Magnoliopsida; Gentianales; Rubiaceae. The record is from RefSeq and is a predicted model, not a curated record.
AUUUAUGCUACCUGUCACUACCGGAUUCAUAGGACUUGUGCUUUGCUACCAAGAAUCAACCAUCGAAAGCCUGACCAGCAUCCUCUUUCUCUUUGCAUAUUCCUUUCCUAUAGAAAUUCUGCAAUUUCCUCGACCUUUGCCUGUAUUUUGUUUGGCUUUGUCCCGUCAUUUUAUUUGCUUAUUUCAGCUAAAUCAAGGAGAUGUAUAAUAUUAUCUCUGAUGUUUGCCGGAGAGGUCCAAUUUCAUCGCACUCCCAAGCUUGAGGACCUGUGGCAGCUAUUGAUCAUAUAGUUAGUUAAUCCCUAUAGCAAAUGAUCUCAAAAAAUAAUAAUAAUAAAUAAGUGCAUAAAAGAUCAAAGAUUCCAAAAUCUGAGGAGUUGUUCACAAGACAAGACUGGCUCCACCACUGUCCUUUACUUUACUCAGGGCAUAACAUUUCUCAAAUGGUCCAGUCAAGAUCAGCAGCACUCCAGCCAGGAUAAGCAUUUUUGACGUUUUGCCGACAUUAAAACGACAAAAGACAUGGAGGGGGAGCUGAAACACUUUAGCCAUGAAAAGCAUCCUCUCAUCCUCGCUACUCAGCUCCAGCAGGAUGAUCAGAAACCUAUUCAUAGUAGUGUCUGCUACGGCUGUCAAAAACCAAUUCUUGAAGAGCCCACAUACAAAUGCAGCGAAUGCAACAUCUUCCUCCACAAAACAUGUGCCGAGCUGCCAAGGGAGAUGUUGCAUCAUCCCCUGCACCUUGACCAUCCACUCAAACUCCUGCCAAAUUCACCUUAUCCCAAAGACAGAAGCUGCUUGUGCGACGCCUGUAGACAACCAUGGAAUAGCUUCGUCUAUCAUUGUUAUCGUUGCAAUUUCGACCUCGAUAUCUUGUGUGCUUUUCCUCAAGGCAAAUUGGAACAUCCUAGCCAUGAACAUCUACUGACUCUGGUACAAAGAAUAGCUUCGUUCGCUUGCGAUGCUUGUGGAACAAAAGAGGAGCAGCAAUCCUAUAUUUGUACAGCCUGUACAUUCUGGAUCCAUAGGAGUUGUGCCUUGUUGCCGACUAUCAACCAUCGAAAGCCUCAUCAGCAUCCUCUUUCUCUUGCAUAUUGUUUUCCGAUUGAAUAUCGUAGAUAUGAAAUUCCGUGUGACAUCUGCUUCAAGAAAAUACCCUUCCAAAAUUGGCUGUACUAUUGCGGUCCCUGUAGAUACUUUGUCCAUCUCAAGUGCAUGACGAAUGACAGGAUUCUACCGAAGCAGGCGUGGAAUGCAUGGACCAAAGGGUUGUAUACUUUUGAUGUCAAGUGUGCUUUAUUACCCUCCACAAUCGAUCACAAAGCCCACGAGCAUUCCCUUGUUCAAACGUAUAGGGGCGAUGGCAACAAAUGCAACUCCUGUGGAAAUGUUGUUCGUAGUUUUCUUUAUGCCUGUGAGCCUUGUGGUUUCUAUUUGAACUAUGAAUGUGCUUUGCUACCAGAGAGUGUCAAUCACAGGUGGGAUAAACACACUCUUCCCCUAAGCUUUCCUCCUUUCAGUGACCGCCCUGAUGAAUUCUAUUGUGAGAUUUGCGAAGAAGAAAUUCAUCCCAGACGUUGGCACUAUCAUUGUCGCGAGUGUGAUCAAUCUUUUCACCCUCGUUGUAUCCCCGGACUUGGUGUGACACGAAAUUGCAAUUUUGGGCGCAUUCUUGAAUUUGGAAGACAUCCGCACCCUCUCAAGUUAGUUCGUGAAGGUGAAUAUCGUUCCACCUGCGACUCUUGCCAUGAACGGAUGUAUGGCAACAGGGUGUUUAAAUGUGAAACUUGCCAGUUCUAUAUAUGCAUUAAAUGUGUAGCAAGAGUAGCUGAUUCUGGCAAAGUCGUUGGUCCUGCUAAGAUUUCUGAGUGGUGUGUUUAA